Messenger RNA from Prunus armeniaca (apricot), 408 nucleotides. NCBI's taxonomy places the organism in Eukaryota, Viridiplantae, Streptophyta, Magnoliopsida, Rosales, Rosaceae. The record is from the annotation of a GenBank genome assembly.
AUGGAGCUGGCCCAUGUCUCCACCAGGCCUAGGCUUAUUCUUAUUUCUCUCUUCAAACCCAGCCCAAAUUCACAAACUUUAACUUCAAGUCAGACGCUCUGCAAAACUAAAAGCACCAUUGGAAACUUCUUGUGCUCGUUUAUAGAAUCAUCGUCCUCUGAGAUGUCUCUUUCUUACCGGGACUACCUAACCCUUCUCCUUCUGCGUCCUCUCUUCGCAAUCGCAGUCGUUUUCUCGUUCAUCUCCGUUGGUUGGUGGUUGGCCUGGAAGCUGGCUUUGGUUCACGUUCCUUUGGUGCAAGAGAUUUUCGGGCUGCGGAAGAAGACCGUGAAGCCCAAACCCCAAACUGGUCGCUUUUCUAAAUUUUACAGCACCAUUGAAGCCCGCAAUUCAGCUUCUAAAUGGUAA